Eriocheir sinensis (Chinese mitten crab) is the source of this 1551-nucleotide messenger RNA. RefSeq lists its product as uncharacterized. Bases 12 to 464 code for a protein of 150 amino acids. The record is from RefSeq and is a predicted model, not a curated record. The transcript has 3 exons. Lineage: Eukaryota; Metazoa; Arthropoda; Malacostraca; Decapoda; Varunidae. Gene Ontology annotation, molecular function: dioxygenase activity.
ACUUUGCCAAGAUGCACGCGGAGGGCACCGAUGUGGUCUACCGGUUCAACUACUACCCAGGAUGCACGAGCGGUGAGGGCGUGGUGGGCAUGGGUGCCCACAUUGACUACACAACCUUCACCUUGCUCUUUAGCAACGGCGGAGGAGGAUUCCAGGUGCGUGAUCCAUCCGGCCAGUGGGUGGACCUGCCAAACGUGCCCGGCACCGUGCUGCUCAUGGGCGGGGAGUUCCUCACUUUCUACUCCAACAAGCGCUUCAAGGCACCGGAACACCGCGUUCUCUUGCCCAGCGACGAGCAGCAGGGCCGCUCUUCUCGCCUCAGUCUGAUCUUCUUCCUGCAUGCUGACGGACACACCCCCAUGUGGCCCCCCAGCGAUGACCCCGCCAGCCCGCCGCCGCCCUCAGUUAAGGAGUACUUGGGAAAGCUGAUAGGAAAGGCUCGGGCAGCAGGCUACAAGUACUGAGAUGAGGCCGGCAAAGGCGCAUCUUUUUAGUGUGUUGGUAAUUUUUUUGUGUGGUUAGACAUUUUUGUUUUAGUUCCAGUAGCAAAAUUGGAGUUUGUCAAUGGAAUUUUAUUAUUAUGGGGAAUGUUAGAAUGAAACAUGAAUUCAACCAUGCUUCGGAAACAUCACGAGAUUGAUGAAUAAGAUAAUUUCGUUGCAGUAAAUUGACGGAGAGUUUGUAAGUGUUCCUCCUUCGUUCGUUCGACCGUUUCUUCCUUCCUUUCUUCUUCCAUUCACUGCUAAAUUAUGUGUUGAUCCACUUAGUUUUUCUUUUUUUCUUUCUAUUUACCUUUUAUUUAGCGUCUCACUGACCCCUUCUGGCCUUUCAUAUUUAAUAAGAGUUAUCAGCCUUUCCUCUCCCUAGUAGCGUUUGUUUGGUCGUUAUCAUCGGUCUCAGUUCAAUUGUUUCUCUGUCUGACAUUAUUUCUGAGGCAUUUAGUCUGUUCGUUUCAGCGUCGUUCGUAUACUUUUGCUGUACAUAUAACCCCAUCGUUCCACUUUAAGAGAGGCACAUGAAGGGAUUAACAGAGCCAGGACGUCCCAAGGGUGGUAGACACUGAAAAAUGCAAAAAUUCAAAGUGCGAGAAACAAAAGGAAUUAAGAAACUGUUACUUUGUCUACGAAAUAGAAUUAUGGGAUUGGAAGUUAGAAUGUCUUAUCAUCGAACCACUUCAACCUACAAAGGAUUCGGUGUAGCAACAACUUGGUGUGUUGUGGCCAUGAACAUGCUUAUCUAAGUUUUUUUACCUUGCUUUUAUGCUACUCGUGCUAUCUCUGAGGGAGGUGUCGAGGAAGAAAACACUUAGUUGACGCACUUUCCUGUUAUUCGAGGGUACAGAACAACUUUCUCUUUGACUAGAUAUGGUCGAAGACAAGGCAAUAUGGUCUUACUUCUGUAAAAGGUGUUAUCAUUUAAUCUCUCUUUUUCUAAUAUACACAAAGAAAACGUCAACAUAAUGUAUGAUAUUUGCUAGAAUGCUACCUGAGGAACUACUGUCAUCCGCAGUAAAUUUCCUUCACAACUAUGCAAAUAUACUUAUACACUACA